CUUUGCAGAGAAGUGCUCCUCUAGGCAUGCCUCUCCUCUUGCUUUAGACCACAACUUUCACUUUCUCUUUGUUCUGAUUGCCUUCUUCUUCCUCCUCCUCCUCUUCUUCCUCCAAUAAUGGAGUCUUCAAGGUUCCGAGACGACGAUUCUGACUUGAAUCUCUCAGAAUGGAACUCCUCCGCCUGCAACAACAAGGCUCGCAUCUCUCGCCAUAACACCAUGUCCAGAAGGUUCUUCAGAGAAGAUUCCAGGUCUUUCCGAUCAAACUUCACCGUCUCCAGCACCGCUUCUUCUCCUGGAUACGCUUUCAAAGAUGAAAUCGACCCCUCCACCUAUUGUUUCUCCACUGCUCUCAAAGCAUUGCAAGCAAGGUCUGUGUAUCAUACUUGGGAGUGUUCGUCUCCAGAAGGAUUGGCUUUGAAUUCCAAGUGGAACGAAGCUGAGAAAUAUAUCUGCAAUCCACUUUCCGGGAAAGUUCCAUUGGAAUGUUUAUCUGCAAAAUCUCUCAUCAGUAGUGGAAGGUCCUUCAGAAACUCCUCCAACAGAUUCACCAUGUCUGCUCCUCUUGUUUUCUCUUCCUCCACCCACCUUCCAUUAUCAAAGCCUCCAUUAUCAUCUUCCACAACCCAAGAUUUCACCAUGCAAUUCCCUAUUCUUUCAGAGAUGAAGAAGGAGGGAAGGACAAGAGAUGUGGGAACUCAGAGUACACCGCCAUAUCUGAGUUCAAGCAGUCCGAGUCCAGCUUCAACACCUUCGAUUAUAGAGAGAUCAAUCAAGCGAGUAGGAGAAUCAUCGCCAGUUUCAAAUUCAAAAACAACCAAAUCCGAGGAAGACGAGGUGGAAGAAGAGAAAGUGAAAGAAACAGAAGAGACAGAGAGAGUGACAACAACACAGAGAGAUCAAAAAGAGGAUCAACUUUGUAGCAGCAGGAGGAAGCAACAAGCUGGCUGCUUUUCUUGGACAUGGAUGACCAACAGAUUCCUCAGAAAUCAUCAUAAGACAGCCAACAAACCCAGAAAAUACCACAACAAUGUCUUCCCCACUCAUCAUCAUUUUAAACCUUGUUGAACAAAACCCAGGUUUGGGAAAAACAAGAAAACAAAAAGAGACCAAGAUGUCAUCAAGAGAUUCUCUCUCUUUUAGGUUCUUUGUGGGGAAGAUAGAUAGAGAAAGCAAAAGAUGAAGAGUUAGUUUGAAGUUUGUUUAGUUUAAUUAGUGGAAUUUUCGUGUUGUUCUAUGGAAAAUAGGGAGAGGUGUGAAUUAUUUGAUGUAAGUUUGUUUGGUUGUGGUGAAACUUAGGUGACAGCUUGGGCUUCACGUGAUUCAUUUUUGUUUUUGCCUUUUGAUGUGAUAUGAUAUCUCCCUCUUGUUCUUUUUAAA
Molecule: messenger RNA, 1380 nt
Organism: Neltuma alba
Lineage: Eukaryota; Viridiplantae; Streptophyta; Magnoliopsida; Fabales; Fabaceae
Exons: 5
Coding region: 118-1068 (316 amino acids)
Source: RefSeq, a predicted model, not a curated record